GGUAGAAUUAAGAAGGAUGUGAAUUAAACAAAAAUGAAAGCAAAAAUAUGCUUCUUGAGUCUUAUUAUAAUCCUUUAUGCUAUGAACGCAUAUGCAGAAACAAAAUACUCCUCUCCAAACAAACAAAAAAUUACCAAACUCAGUUUGUUCUUACAUUAUAAUCUGGGAGGAAACGAUGCUAAUGCCGCUAUAAUAGCGCAACCAAACCGCACAACUAAUACAAACUCGCUUUACCCAUUCGGUACUCUUUUAGCUGUAAAUAGCGGUUUAAGAGUAAGUGCCGAACCAACCUCGGAACUCGUCGGACGAGCUAAAGGUUUGAGUGUAGCAGUGAGCCAGCAAGAUGAUGAGAAUUUGUUGGUUCUUUGUUUGGAUUUUGGAUAUACUAAAGGUAAGUUUAAGGGAAGCUCAUUUGUUGCUUGUUCAAGGGGUUCCGCUGUAGAGCCAUUCAGUGAGCUUGCAGUUAUUGGUGGAACAGAAAAAUUCAGGAUGGCUAAAGGUUUUGUCAUGUCUCAAAUUUAUUCGCGCGGUGUUAGUGCCACCGGAAUCUUUGCCAUUUAUAAAGUCCAUGCAACUUUAUUUCAUAACUAAAUUCCGGGGUAUUAUAUAACGAGCAAAGGGUCAUUCUCGUUUUUAACUUGUGUCUAGAAGUUAAAUAAUUUACACUCGGUCAUUCUAAUCAAUUGAAGAUAAAACUGUCUAUUUUUAAAUCAGAUACUUUCUAUUUGUACGUCAUUUAAAGACAAAUUAGGUUAUUUUGGUUGUAAACUCGUUUGCAUUUUAUUAUUUUGUUCUUAACUGAUCUA
Molecule: messenger RNA, 806 nt
Organism: Mercurialis annua (annual mercury)
Lineage: Eukaryota; Viridiplantae; Streptophyta; Magnoliopsida; Malpighiales; Euphorbiaceae
Product: dirigent protein 4-like
Exons: 1
Coding region: 34-591 (185 amino acids)
Source: RefSeq, a predicted model, not a curated record